AUGGAGAUAGAUGUCAAUUCUGCCAUACUCACCAAGGAUGAUUGGAGAAAUCCUAUCAUAAAUUACUUGCAGUAUCUAACCUUACCUUCUGAGAAAAGAGUCAGAAUCAUGGCUUUGAACUACCUUAUGUGGGAUGGAGAUUUGGUCCGAAAAAGCAAGGAUGAGGUACUAUUGAGGUGCCUUGGGAAGCAAGAAUACAUGAAGGUCAUGGGAGAAACCCAUGAAGGAAUCUGUGGAGCUCAUCAAGGAGGAAGGAAAAUGUGCUGGUUAAUUAGAAGGUAUGGCUACUUUUGGCCAACCAUGAUGAAGGAUUGCAUUGACUACUCCAAGGGAUGUGAGGCUUGUCAAAGGCAUGGCCCAAUCCAGCAGGCUCCUUUAGUUCCCAUGAAUCCAGUAGUCAAGCCAUGGCCAUUGAGAGGAUGGGCAAUGGACCUCAUUGGUAAAAUUUAUCCAGCCAGCAGCAAGCAACACUGUUUCAUCAUUGUUGCUACAGACUAUUUCACCAAAUGGGUGGAGGCCAAGCCUGUUAAAUCCACUACAUCUCAAGAGAUCAUCACUUUCAUAGAAGACCAGAUUAUACAAAGGUUUGGCAUUCCAGAAUCAAUCACACCUGACAAAGGGCCUUCUUUCAUAUAUGGAGAAAUGCUAGAUAUGGCAGAAGCAUUCAAAUUCAAACUGAUCUAG
Messenger RNA from Prunus armeniaca (apricot), 684 nucleotides. The record is from the annotation of a GenBank genome assembly. Lineage: Eukaryota; Viridiplantae; Streptophyta; Magnoliopsida; Rosales; Rosaceae.